This is a messenger RNA of Limanda limanda (common dab), 1875 nucleotides long. It is a transcript of the gene galnt3, whose product is annotated as UDP-N-acetyl-alpha-D-galactosamine:polypeptide N-acetylgalactosaminyltransferase 3 (GalNAc-T3). The record is from RefSeq and is a predicted model, not a curated record. The transcript has 10 exons. The coding region runs from base 1 to 1875 and encodes 624 amino acids. Gene Ontology annotation, cellular component: Golgi apparatus. Lineage: Eukaryota; Metazoa; Chordata; Actinopteri; Pleuronectiformes; Pleuronectidae.
AUGACAGCUCUCCGCAGGGUGCUCCGCAGGAGGUUGCACCCACUCAAACUGGUGGUGGUGGCCCUGGUCUUCGUCACCUUCGUGUUCCUCAUACAAUGGGAGGUGGGGAGCCAGAACCAGCAAGAGGAGCCCUGGCUGAAGGAGAUCGCGGUGAAGCGGGACGCCGUGCUGGGCAUAGUGAUGGGCGCUGUCAAUAACUUCAGGGAUGCCAUCCCCAAGAUGCAGAUCCGAGCCCCGGUGCGUCAGCAGGACAGAGGAGACGGCACGUCCUGUCUGGCAGGUCGCUACACCGCUGCCGAGCUCAGGCCGGCCCUGGAGCGGCCUCCUCAGAACCCCCUCUCCCCCGGAGCGGCUGGGAAACCUUUCCACACAGACUCGCUGAGCCCCGAGGAGCAGAAGGAGAAGGAGAGGGGUGAGGAGAAACACUGCUUUAACCUGUACUCCAGUGACCGCAUCUCCUUGAGCAGAGACCUGGGAGCAGACACCCGACCACCAGAAUGCAUUGAGCAGACCUUCAAGCGUUGCCCCCCCCUGCCAACAACCAGUGUGAUAAUCGUGUUUCACAAUGAGGCCUGGAGCACUCUGCUGAGGACAGUGUACAGUGUCCUGCACACCUCCCCGGCCAUUCUCCUCAAGGAGAUCAUCCUGGUGGACGACGCCAGCGUGGACGAUGCGUUGAAGGACGAGCUGGACGAGUAUUUGAAGCAGCUGAGCAUUGUGAAAGUCGUCCGACAGAGAGAGAGGAAAGGUCUCAUCACCGCUCGGCUGCUGGGUGCCGCCGUGGCAACUGGUGACACACUCACCUUCCUGGACGCCCACUGUGAAUGCUUUAACGGGUGGCUGGAGCCUCUGCUGGCAAGGAUAGCAGAGAACUACACCGCCGUGGUCAGUCCCGAUAUAACCACGAUCGAUCUCAACACCUUUGAGUUUAUGAAACCGUCGCCAUACGGCCAGAACCACAACCGGGGAAACUUUGACUGGGGCCUGGCGUUUGGUUGGGAGAGUCUUCCAGAUCAUGAGAAGAAGAGGAGGAAGGAUGAAACAUACCCCAUAAAGACUCCCACAUUUGCUGGCGGACUCUUCUCCAUCUCCAAACAGUAUUUCUACGAUAUCGGAAGCUAUGAUGAAGAAAUGGAAAUCUGGGGCGGGGAGAAUAUUGAAAUGUCAUUUAGGGUGUGGCAGUGCGGAGGACAGCUGGAGAUCAUGCCUUGCUCCAUCGUGGGUCACGUGUUCCGCACCAAGAGCCCGCACACCUUCCCCAAGGGCACGCAGGUCAUCGCUCGCAACCAGGUCCGUCUGGCCGAGGUGUGGAUGGACGACUACAAAGAGAUCUUCUACCGUCGCAACCGGCAAGCUGCGCAGAUAGCGAGAGAUAAGACAUUUGGAGACACCUCCAAACGCGUGGACCUCCGGGCGCGGCUGCAGUGCAACAGCUUCUCCUGGUAUUUGAAGAACGUUUAUCCGGAGGUCUUCUUGCCUGAUCUCAACCCAAUUCGCUUUGGCUCUGUGAAAAGUGUGGGCAAGGACUCAUGUCUGGAUGCUGGGGAGAACAAUGAGGGUGGGAAAGAGCUGAUCAUGUACCCAUGUCAUGGACAAGGAGGGAACCAGUAUUUUGAGUACUCCACACAUCAGGAGAUUAGACACAACAUUCAGAAGGAGCUGUGUUUGCACGGGGCCAGCGGGGCACUGAAGCUGGAGGACUGCCAGUUAAAAGGCAGGAACACACUUGUAGGAGUGGAGCAAAAAUGGGUCCUGAAGGAUAACCAGUUAUUCUUCAUCCCGGGACUGAACAUGUGUCUGAGCGCCCGUCAUGAGCAUCCUUCUCUCACCACGUGCAACCCCUCAGACAGAUACCAGCUCUGGUCCUUUGUCUAA